AUGAGCCCUGAUACCAACGACACGCCCAAAUGGGCGCAGGGCGAGUCGUUCAGGAGGCGGGGUAAACGCGAGGUGGCCGAGUCCUUCAUAGAACAGCUCCGGAAGCGGGAAGGUUUCGAUGUGGACGCCCCGGGGUUCAUCCAGGGGGUCCUGGAGCACUUCGACAGCCUGCCGUCGAGGUAUGCCUUCGACGUCAACAUCGAGUCCCUGGAUGUGCUCAACCACAAGCGGCUGCUGGACAGUGCACGCGCUGAACCCAGCGCGGUGAGCUUCCAGGUCCGGCCCGUCGACGUGAUAACGGGAACCGGCAUCGCAGGCCGAGUGCCGUCCAACAGCUUCCUGACCGAGGGCUCCUUCGAGGCCCUGGUGCUGGAGGCGGAGGAGCGGAUGGAGGCGCAGGCCUCCAGCAACGUGCACGCCAGCCUGUCGGCCGCCGCCGUCUUCUACGAGGUGACCAUCGCCUCCAUCGACCAGCCCAAACUGCUCAGCCGGCUCAGCGAGUGCCUGGGCGACAUCGGGCUGAACAUAUGCGAGGCGCACGCCUUCAACACGCGCGACCACUACUCCCUGGACGUCUUCGUGGUGAACGGCUGGUUCGGCGGCGGCAGCGAGGAGUUUGAGGAGACUCUGAGUCAGCGCCUGCAGGAGCUGCCGCCCCCGCUGGUGGCUGGCGCCCGCGGCGGCGCCGCAGGCGCGCGGGAUGCCCCAGCGCAGCGCGGCGCGCAGGAGCACAGCAAGCCGCUGAGCCCGCUGUCGGAGCAGCGGGUGAACCCCGAGGACCUCCUGGGCCUGCAGCGGGAGGCAUCUGGCGCGGCCGCGGGCUCCUCCCUGGACAGCGACUGGGAGCUGGACCCCAGCGACGUCAUGUUCCAUGAGAAGAUCGCGUCCGGCGCGUUUGGCGACCUGUACCGCGGGUCGUACUGCGGGCAGGACGUGGCGAUCAAGAUCCUGCGCGCGGUGCAGGGCACUGCGGCCCAGUUCUCCGAAUUCCUGCAGGAGAUCGCCAUCAUGCGCAAGGUGCGCCACAAGAAUGUGGUCCAGUUCAUCGGCGCCUGCACCAAGAAGCCCAACCUGUGCAUUGUAUUCGAGUACAUGCAGCGCGGCUCGGUCUACGAAUACAUCCGCAAGACGGGCCCGCUGCGCGUAUCCCAGGUGCUCAAGUUUGCGCUGGAGGUGUGCCGCGGCAUGGACUACCUGCACAAGCGGCGCAUCGUGCACCGCGACCUGAAGGCCGCCAACCUGCUGCUGGACGAGACGGGGGUGGUGAAGAUCGCGGACUUUGGCGUGGCCCGCGUGCUGGACCACACGGGCGCCGCGGUGGGGGUGGUGCAGAAGGGCCUGCGCCCGCCGCUGCCGCUCAACUGCCCCCCCGCGCUGGCGGAGACCAUGCGCGCCUGCUGGGUGCGCGACCCCGCCGCGCGGCCCACCUUCGAGCAACUCAAGGCGCGCAUGGAGGAGCUGUACAACACGUACCGGAACCAGGACCGCCCCGAGGCGCUGCGCCCGGGCGCCGGCCAGCCGGCGGUGCCACGCCAGAAGUCGCAGCUGACAGGCGGGCUGCUGGCCCGGCUGCGCAGCAACUCCAACUCCUCCAAGUGA
Auxenochlorella protothecoides is the source of this 1599-nucleotide messenger RNA. RefSeq names its product Tyrosine-protein kinase isoform SRK1. The coding region runs from base 1 to 1599 and encodes 532 amino acids. The transcript has 7 exons. NCBI's taxonomy places the organism in Eukaryota, Viridiplantae, Chlorophyta, Trebouxiophyceae, Chlorellales, Chlorellaceae. The record is from RefSeq and is a predicted model, not a curated record. Gene Ontology annotation, biological process: protein phosphorylation. Gene Ontology annotation, molecular function: ATP binding; protein kinase activity.